Messenger RNA from Parnassius mnemosyne (clouded apollo), 846 nucleotides. The record is from the annotation of a GenBank genome assembly. NCBI's taxonomy places the organism in Eukaryota, Metazoa, Arthropoda, Insecta, Lepidoptera, Papilionidae.
AUGGGCCAAUUACCUGCUGUUCGUGUUACUCCAACACGACCAUUUAAGUGCAGCGGAGUAGACUAUGCUGGACCUAUUCAGCUAAGGGUCUCCAAAGGAAGGGGACACCGCUCUUAUAAAGGGUAUAUAUGCCUGUUCGUGUGCAUGGCAACUAGAGCAAUACACCUGGAAGUCGUAUCCGACCUUACCAGUGAAGGUUUCUUACAGGCCUUCAAACGAUUCGUAGCUCGCAGAGGUCAUUGUCAAGAGAUAUGGAGCGACAACGGGACGAAUUUUGUGGGCGCAUCUAAGGAACUUGCCCAUUUGUUUUGUACGGAAAAAUGCAAUAUGGUGGCAGAAGUAGCCGAAUCAUUGGCUAACAGCGGCACCACGUGGCAUUUCAUUCAAUCUCAUGCCCCAACCUUCGGAGGGUUAUGGGAAGCCGGUGUGAAAUCGGUGAAGUAUCACUUAAGACGUGUUAUUGGAAAUUCGAUGCUGACCUUUGAGGAGAUGGCGACAGUCUUGGCGCAAAUCGAGGCAUGUCUAAACUCCAGGCCAUUGUCUAGAUUGUGUGACGAUAAUGAACACGGGAACAUAUUAACACCGGGACACUUUUUAAUAGGUGAACCUCCGCUAGUAGCUCCGGAUCUGAAUUUUGAACCCUCAAAUAUUAGUUCAUUGCGUAGAUGGCAAUAUACGCAAAAAAUGGUUCAGGACUUUUGGCGAAGAUGGCGCAACGAGUAUUUAACCCAAUUAGCUGCCAGAAGGACAAGCAGUUCAACAGAAAAACAAAUUCAAGAAAAUGAAAAUAAAUCAAUCCCUAAAUCAAGCAGAAGAAAAAAAAUAUUGCUUAAUAUCAAUGAUUAA